Branchiostoma belcheri (Belcher's lancelet) is the source of this 2825-nucleotide messenger RNA. RefSeq lists its product as uncharacterized. Gene Ontology annotation, biological process: oligosaccharide metabolic process; N-glycan processing. NCBI's taxonomy places the organism in Eukaryota, Metazoa, Chordata, Leptocardii, Amphioxiformes, Branchiostomatidae. The record is from RefSeq and is a predicted model, not a curated record. Bases 18 to 2708 code for a protein of 896 amino acids. The transcript is spliced from 15 exons. Gene Ontology annotation, molecular function: alpha-N-acetylneuraminate alpha-2,8-sialyltransferase activity.
UGAAAGGGACACUGAUCAUGAGAUUAUCCAAGAUGGCGCUUCGAACUAAAUCUAUUCAGAACAUCUUCCUUGUGUUGACUCUUGUCACUGGUAGUUACCUGUGUGGACUCAUGAGUGCUCUACUAAGCAGUUACCUGUGUGGGCUCAUGAGUGCUCUACACCUGAGCAGAGAGAUCGACACGGCACCCAAAGCCUGGUGGGAAGAGCCAGUACCACGCGUACACCUGGAGAAGAAACGGGAGGCCGUGCCCGGUCCAGUCAGCGACACAUCACACGGAGACCAGCGGGACAGCAGGCACGAUGCACCGGCCGUUCCCCCGCAGGCACCCGUGGUAGAACCUCCCGGCAAAAACAGUCCUCCUGUCGACGAGGAGAAAGCAGAAGACGAAAAAUCAGGAGAAGACGAAAAACCAGUAGAAGACGAAAAAUCAGGAGAAGACGAAAAACCAGUAGAAGACGAAAAAUCAGGAGAAGACGAAAAACAAGCAGACAGAAAUGAAGACGCCGAAGCAAAAGACAUCAAUGAAAUCCUUCAGCACGCUCCUCCGGUGAAGAAACAGAAGAAAUUUGGCGAAAAAAAUACGGAUCUAAGAAAUCUUGAUUUUAAUGAAGAGUACAGAGCUAAGUACUUCAAAAGCGCCAAGAAAAUCAGAACCGUCAUGAACAGAAUACUUCACGUGACGCAGGACGUCGUGUUCUUCUCAGGCUUCGAUGACGACGUGGACAAUUGUUUUAUGGAUGGGCAGUUUAAACAGGGGUGCCAUUCUACGUCACCAGUGAAGCACUACGCCUCGUGUGCGGUGGUCGGCGGAAGCGGCAUUCUCACUGGCAGUAAAUGUGGACCUGAAAUUGACGCUCACGAUUUCGUCAUAAGAUUCAACCUGCCUCACAUAUGGUCAUACAAGGAAGACGUUGGAAUAAAGGUGAAUAUGACGGUAUUAGACAACUUUGCGCUGAGAACCGUUGACGAGAAGAUGGUAUUAGAACCAGAUGUCUUAACAGAACACUUCCUACAGUUUAACAACUCCCUUCUCUUCUACUCCAAGACGAUAUAUGAACCGAAGAAGGGGAAACAUGGCCUUGGUUCAUACGAAAGCAUGCACAGACCCCAUCCUGACCCGACCAUGAACUUGAUGAACCACCGCGGCCACAUGAAGAACGUGUUUCUCGUUCUGAUCGUCGUCACCGCCAGCUACCUCUCCGGGCUCAUGAGCGCUGCUUUUUCACGAGAAGUCACUACAAUGCAUGUUGCAACAUUUAAGGGCAAAGUGUCCGUACCUCAGAGUGCCCCGAGAAGUCUCGCGGGACGGAGCGAGACUCCGCGAGAUCAGGUUCCAAAAGAUGGCGGACGUUUAUUACACACAGGGGAAGAAGAUAUGACUGAAAACUCUUCAGAGGAGUUUGAUACGGACAAUGAGAUUGAUACGGACAAUAAGAUUGAUACGGACAAUGAGCUUGAUACGGACAAGGAAGUUGAUACGGACAAGGAGCUUGAUACAGAUGAGUCAGAGGAAUCAUUGGAACCAAAAGUAGCCAUAUUUGACCAUAGAGAACAACAUGAAACAAAACAAAACGAUCUAGAAGAAGACGCCAAAAGUAGUUCUAGUGAAACAAGCAACACACUUCAAGACUCUGUUGAGGAAAAACCAAACGGAAACAAAGCUAAGACGAAAGAGGAUUCAGAAAAUGACCUUGAAAACGAGGACAAAACAAAGAUAACGGAUGUUUCAGGACAGUCUGAUAGUUCGGAGUCAGUGCAGAACCAUUCCAACGAAAAAGAGAAAAAGAAGAAAAAAGAGUCAAAGGAAAAGACAUACGGAUUUUCGACCUGGAAAAUGAAGAAGUUGACAGAUGCAACAAAAAUCAAGAAGAAGAUUGCAGAGACAUUUAAUGUGUCACAAGAUAUCGUCUUCUUCGCUGACUACGACAAGCACAUCAGCAGAUGCUACGAUAAUGGUACUUUUCAAGAAGGAUGUAAGGGGAAAACACCAAUCAGACGCUACAGUACAUGCGCUGCUGUGGGAGGAAGCGGCAUUCUGAUUGGUAGUAAUUGUGGCGCGGAAAUCGACGCUCAUGAUUUCGUCAUCAGAUACAACAUGCCACCGUUAGAGAAAUACGAGGCUGAUGUUGGGGUCAAAGCCAACCUAAGCGCCAUGGACAACUACGCCCUGCGGUUCAUCAACCACUCGCUAGUCGUCAACCCGGAGUAUAUCACAUCGAGAUAUACGACGUACAACAACUCUAUAUUCUUCUACCCUAAAACACUUUACGAGCCAAAGAAAGGGAAGUACGGGCUCGGGUCGUACGCACGGCUGAAAAUGUUCCGGAAAAACAUCCGGAGUCACCGGGCCAACAUCACCGUGGCGUACUCACUCCGGAAUUUCAAAAAUAUAUCCGGAGAAUUCAUGAAACGCAUCAUUCCUGACUUCGACUCGCCCACAGUCGGCCUGAUGACGUAUCUCCUAGCUUUAACCUUCUGUGACCGUCUGAACCUGUACGGCUUCUAUCCAUUUAUGACGGACCCGCAAGGCAAACCUAUACAUUUCCACUAUCACAUGGACCAACAGCCGGACAAGUUUAGCGAGGGCCAAAGUCCGCACGCUUUUGUCAACGAGUAUAACUUCAUGUCCCUUCUGCACAAGAGAGGGGUGGUCAGGGCUACUGUGGGGAAGUGCCAGGCUAGAUCGCCAGGUGGCGCAACUGAGUAGUCUUCGUGAAGUCUUAUGACGAUGGCCUAUUACAACUAGCACUAUAUGCAUCAAGAUGUACAUAUUAAAAAAUCUAUUGGUAUUUUUGUAAUACGUCGUGACAAUACAUUCAGAUAC